Molecule: messenger RNA, 4467 nt
Organism: Tetrahymena thermophila SB210
Lineage: Eukaryota; Ciliophora; Oligohymenophorea; Hymenostomatida; Tetrahymenidae
Product: DOMON domain protein
Exons: 24
Molecular function (GO): dopamine beta-monooxygenase activity
Source: RefSeq, a predicted model, not a curated record
AUGAGAAUUUAUACACAUCUUUGUGUUCUAUUUAUAGUUCUCUACACAAAUUAUUAAAGAGCAGUUUUAGCUUAAAACACAAGAGACCCUUCUAUAAAAUACAAAAUAUUAACUAAUACAAAGUAUGUAAAUAGAAUAGAUCUAACAAACAGUGGUUUCUCUCUUUUUUAUGGCAUAUCUAAAACAAAUCCUUCUUAAUUAUACUUUUACUUUUUAAGUACACCACCAGUAACCAAUAUAUCACAAUUAGAAUUGAUUUUUGGAAGUACAACUCAAAGUGUAUAUUCAAUGGUUUUUCAAGUAAGUAAACCACUUGCCACCUAUGUUUGCAAUGUUUUAGAUUAAUUUUAUACUAACGGAACACCUUCUGGAGCCACACCUGUAACUACUAAUGUUUAAUGUGAUGAUCCAGGUCAACCAAAUAAUAUGAAUACAAAUUACUGGGAUUAUUUUAACCAGUACACUAGGUUAAUUAAUCCCGCUAAUGGCUUUUAAAUUGUUCUUAACUAACCUAUGAAUAUUCAAUUUAUUGUGAGUUCAGGAGGAGGUACUUAGAGAUUUACAUAUACUAUUACUUUGUACAGUUAAAAAUACUGUCAUGGUAUAUGUGCCGCAGGGUAAUGUGAUGGUCCUAAUUAUAAUGAUUGCUUAAGCUGUGCAGACCCUUAAAUGGUCUCUGUUCAUAACUACUGUGUCUAUAGAGAUCCCGACUAUCUUCCUUAGCCAGCAACUCCUCCAUCACAACAAUCUUAAUGGAAUAAAUUUGAAUACAUGAAUGACAAAUUUAAUGCCUCAAUAUACUAUGGAUUUAGAAAAUAAAACACAUUUAACUACUGUUAUUUUAGAAUUGUUGUUAAUUAAAGUAUGAUAACUUCAACUCCUGGUUAAACUCCUUCUUGGAUAGGUUUUUCUUUUUAAAAUACUCACAAAAGUGGCACUGCUCCAUUUAAUGAUAUGGUAAUAAUUACUUAUCUAAGUGGAUAUUCUGCAACAGCAACUCCUGAUGUAACAGAUUAUCAUUCUGAAUCCCCUCUGACUUUCCCUUUGACACCUCCACCAGGUAAUGCAGCUUAUUAUCCUGUAAAAGAUACUGCACAAAAUUAUGUAUAUGCAAGAGGUGGGUAUGAUGGUUCGUCUAAAUGGGAUGUGAGUGUAGUAAGAAUGUGUGAUUUAGAAGAUCUUAAAAAUACUGCUUACUUUGAUUAAGGAGCUUUUGCUGCUUAUUAUGAUUUAAAUAAUGAUGUUAAAACUUUAGUAUAAUGUAAUUUUUUUAAUGCUGGCCCAUGUUUACCCUUACCUCAAACUCCUACAUCAUAUUCUUUUUCUAUGGUUGUUGGUCUUCUUCCUUGGGAUAGUGCAAAUAUGAUGAACAAUAAGCAUUAUUAAAAAAUAUCUUAAUUAACAUAUCCUAUAACAACUCCAGCAAGUAGCUCACUAGUAAAUACAAAAUUUUGUCCUAACUGCUCUAAUUAGUAACUAGAUUGUUUAGGUCCUGAAUAAUAAGACUGUACAACAUGUGCUAUAGGUUACUAAUUUGAUCCACAUUAUCCUAUAAGCGGACCUGGUAUAUGCAUUAAAAAAAUUAUUCCUUGUCAUUCAGACUGUGCUUAGUGCCUUACAUCAUAUAAUGAUGGCUGUACUUCUUGUACAGACUCCACAAAAUUUUUAUAUUACUCUCCUCUUUUAGGUGGUAGAUGCAUAACAUCUAAUACUCUAUUUUGGAAUAAAGUAGAUUUAGGAACAACAGAUCUUUCUUUUUAUUAUGGUUGGGACUCUAGCUUUGAGUUUAUCUACUUUAAAUUUGUGGGUACUAUUCAAGGAUGGGUAGGUGUUCUUUUUAGUACAACUAAUAGUGGAGCAUUUACACCAUCAAAAGAUACCUUCCAAUUUUCUAAGCCAGGCAUUUCACCUACAAGUAUUCCAGUUAAGGAUGCUAGCUGUUCAAAUGGGUCUGAUUGUUUCAAAGGUAAUGCAAAUUCUCCUACUGAUAGUAUUUAGCUUGUUUAAACAAUACCUUCAUCAAUAUGGACUAAUACAAAUUUAAACGCUAUUAUGUCUAGAUAAGCUAUUCCUUCUGUAGUAGGUAGUAGUGACUAAGUGAUAGAUGAUAACUAUAAAGGUGUAAUUAUUUAUUAUGACACAACAUCUACAGAUCCCACUAUUUAGUCUGGUGCAACGUUUAAAACUGUUGCUCUACCAACUUAAUAAUUCCUUAAAACAUAAGUAUGUGCUCCUAAUUGUAUUACAUGUUCAGGUCCUGAAAUUACAGACUGUCUCAGUUGUGCAACUGGAUAUGCUCUUGCUGGGUCAGCUCCAAAUUAAUGUGUAAGUGUUAAAACAACUGGUUGUAAUCCUCCAUGCGCUACUUGCCAAACAUCUAAUAUUAAUAAGUGUAUAACUUGUUUAAGUACUAUCAAAGUUGUUUAUGGUGGUAGCUGUAUUUCUUCAUAUCCUUUGUAUUGGAAUAAGAUUUACUUUAACCAAGCAAAUUUUACUGUUUACUAUGGUUUUGAUUCAAGCUAAACUAACAUUUACUUUAGAAUUACUGGUCAAAAUAAUGGUUGGAUAGGAUUUGGGUUCAUGGACAGAAACUUAGCAUAAAGCAAACAUUUAAAAACUGAUAUGUGGACAUUCAGAUAAAGUAAUGGUAAUAUUCUUAUAGAAGAUAGAGCAUCUUUCUCUUAAGCACAACCUAUGUUGGAUACUAAUAUUGGUGGUAAAAACGAUUUACAAUACAUUUAAGGAGGAAGAGAUUCAUUAGGUUAUUGGGAUAUUUACUUCGUUAGAGCUUGCAAUACAGGAGAUUCGACAUAAGGUUUAGAUUUUACCUUCUAGCCAAACAUUUAUUUUUAUUUGUCUUUUGCUUAUGGCCCUAGUGAUAUUUUAACUGGUCACUCUUAAUAUUUUACAAUUACUACUAUCUUAAAGACUACAUAGAUAUGUGAUUAGACAUGUUAGUCAUGCACAGGCCCAGAGCUUUAUUAAUGCACAAGUUGUUAAUCAGGGUUUUUACUUUCAGCUUCUUCUCCUUCUCCUUGUGUACUUAAUUAAUAACCCUGCUAUUAGACAUGCCAGACUUGCACAGGUCCAACUGCCUCUAAUUGCAUAACAUGUGCCAACAAUUAGUAUUUAUAAGCAGGAGGACUCUGUGUUCCAUAGUCUCCUACUUUUUGGAAUAAGAUACCAAUUACUGGAACUAAUCUUUAUCUUUAUUAUGGUUAUGAUACAGCAUUAUAAAAUAUAUAUUUUAGACUAAAAGGAACUGGCCCUAGUGGUUGGCUAGGUAUGGCGUUUUAAAAAGUAAAAUAGCAGAUGGAUAUGAUUGUCUUGAGAAUGGUUAAUGGAAACACUAUAAUUGAAGAUAAAUUUUCAUAAUAUCACAAUUAUCUUCCUAGCGAUGACAUAGGAUAAGGUGGCUCAAAAGAUUACUAUUACAUCACUGGUGGAAGAUCAGGGGCAAAUACUUGGGAUGUAACAUUUAUGAGAGUGGUUGCAGACUAAGAUACUAAAUUUGAUGCUAUUAUUGAUUCUAGAGCAUACUCUUUAAGCUUUGCAUAUGGAGCAUCUGAUACAUUUGAUGCUCAUACUGCAGUUUACAGCAUAGAUAAUGUAUAUUUUCUUACAAAAUAAGUAUGUGAUAGUUCAUGUUUGACUUGCUAAGGACCUGAAACAACUGAUUGUUUAUCUUGCCCUUCUGGUACAAUUUUAUCAGGAAAUGCUCCAAGUAUUUGUAUUAAUCCUGGAACAAACUGUGAUCCAAGCUGUGCAACUUGCUCAGGUCCCGGCCAGUCUAAUUGCUUAACUUGUUCAUCAGUGAAUAAAAUUUCUUACUUUGGUACUUGUAUAAAUUCCACUCCUUCAGUAUGGAAUAGAGUAGAUGUCAACUCAAAUUUUGUUUUUUAUUAUGGAUAUGAUGCAGGUGGUAGUUAUAUAUACUUUAGAGCUGUGGGAACUUCACCAGGAUGGUUUGGAGUAGGUUUUAAUGGUAGUAUGCUUAAUACUGACAUGCACAUUGUAAGAAUACCUUCAACAAUAGUUUAAGUAGAAGACCGUUAUUCACUAGGUCAUGUAUAACCUCUUUUAGAUCUUUCUCAAAAUCUAGUGACUAUUAAAGGAACAUUAGCUGGAUCUAAUUUAGAUUGUACUUGGGUCAGAUCAGCUAUUUCGCCAGAUACUACUUACGACAUACCUUUGAAUUUUAAUUCACAAAUAAAUCUCAUUUUUGCAUUCGGAGCAACUUAAGUUUUUAAUAAGCAUACUUCUGUUUAUACAGUAAAUGGAGUUACUCUUUCUAGAUAACAACAAUGUUCUACUGGAUGUUUGAAAUGUACAGGUCCUGAUCCAUAAAACUGUAGUCUUUUUAAUAACUCUACUACAACUAACAACACUAACUCAGUUAUAUGGAACUAUAGCAGUAUCGUAAGCUGUCUCUUUAGCUUAUAUAUGAUAAUAAUAUUAUUAUUUUGA